AAGAAGUGAAUGAGGCCAUAUAAAGGCAACUCAACCUCCCUCAACAUGCUCAAAGCAAAUAUCCACCCAAUAAUUCUUGACUUGCUACUUGGGUUGUCAUCAAUUCUCUCUCUCUCUCUCUCUCUCUGUUACUGCAAAUUUAGUUCUUUUUCUGCCUUGCAAGACAUGUGUCCUCUCAGAUUCAUCUUGAUCUUUUUCUCCGCCGUGUUAGCCGCUUAUUUUGCCUGGACCACCGUGGUUUCCUCCCCGGAGAGUGACUUCACCGACCAAGACCACAACAAGGAAUACUCAUCCAACAAGGACCAUUUCAAUUUCACUAAGAUGAUUCAGAACGGAUUUUGGGUAUUCGUUGACAUGGCCAGCGGGAGGUAUCUAUGGAGAAAUUUGAUGUCCAAGAAUGAUGUCGAAGUAAAGAGCUCUUAG
Abrus precatorius (Indian licorice) is the source of this 423-nucleotide messenger RNA. RefSeq lists its product as uncharacterized. The coding region runs from base 10 to 423 and encodes 137 amino acids. NCBI's taxonomy places the organism in Eukaryota, Viridiplantae, Streptophyta, Magnoliopsida, Fabales, Fabaceae. The transcript is spliced from 2 exons. The record is from RefSeq and is a predicted model, not a curated record.